CGGGUCACAUGAUUAAGUAGCUUCUCGCCCGGCCUCCUCUGUGUCACGUGACAGGCGACGUCACGCUCCAGAAGUGCCCACGUGUGUUAGAGUGGCUGAGCCGCCUCAGUGACAGAUUUGACUCGGCCACCCUGUGUCCCGGUGCUCGCAAGGCAAUGGAGGGUGGCGGCGGUGCCGGAGGGCCUCCAGCGCCAGGCCCGGAUGAAGGGCAGGCUGAGGAGGCUAUUGUGUUUCACGAAGACGAAGAGAUCAUCGAAGUGCUGGAGCUGAAUGAUGCAGAGCCAAACCCAGAUGACCUGGCUGACGAGAUGGAGGAUGUGGACUUCGCGGAUGAACCUGAGGACGGAGAAAUGGGCGAUGAGUUGGAGACGGAGGACGAAGGUGUAGAGGAAGGAACCGAGCCUCAUGACGACAGCGAGCUGACUUACUCUAAACAUACAGGCUCCGUGUUUUGUGUCAGCCUGGAUCCAAAGGACAGCACCCUUGCGGUGACUGGGGGAGAAGAUGACAAAGCCUAUGUUUGGAGAAUAAGUGAUGGAGAGACCCUUUUUGAAUGCACCGGUCACAAGGACUCCGUCACAUGUGCAGCUUUCAGUCACGACUCCGCCAUGGUCUCUACAGGAGACAUGAGUGGUCUCAUCAAGGUGUGGAAGGUGGAGGGCGGGCAGGAGAUCUGGUCAUUUGAAGGGGGCGACUUGGAGUGGUUGCAGUGGCACCCCUGCGCCCAUGUACUGCUAGCGGGCACUGCAGAUGGCAACACCUGGAUGUGGAAGGUACCUAGUGGCGAGUGUAAAACUUUCCAAGGACCCAACUGCCCCGCCACCUGCGGCCAAUUCCUUCCCGAUGGGAAGAAAGCCGUGGUGGGUUAUGAAGAUGGAAGCGUGCGGAUAUGGGAUUUAAAACAGGGGAACACCAUACAUGUCCUGAAAGGCACAGAUGGGCAUUCCCGUCCUCUAACGUGCGUAUCUUCUAAUGCCGAUGGAAGUCUCGUGCUCACGGGCUCUGUGGAUUGCGAUACAAAGUUGGUGAACACGGCCACUGGAAAGGUGGUCGGAUUAUUCAAGACAGAAAGCAAUGUAUCCAAAGCCUCAAGGAGGGAAGAUGGGGAGUCCGAGUCUAACUCAGUGGAGUCUCUAGGACUCUGCAAUGUGUUGCCUCUGGCAGCAGUCGGCUACCUGGAUGGAACUUUGGCAAUUUACGAUAUAUCAACGCAGACCUUGAGACACCGGUGUCAGCAUGAGUCCGGGAUUGUACAGCUCCUCUGGGAAGACAACUCUCCGGUGGUGUACACGUGCAGCCUGGACGGGGCUGUGAGACUCUGGGAUUCCCGCUCAGGGAAAAUGAUCAGCGAAUACUGCGGGCACACAGAGGAAAUUCUUGACUUUGCUCUUAAUAAGGAUGCUUCCAUUGUGGUGACCGCAUCUGGAGAUCACAAAGCAAAAGUGUUCUGCGUGCAGAGACCCGACCGUUAACCCGGGGUGACGUCAGCACCCCCGUCCACUGUACAGAGCAAUCAUUGCCUCUCUGAAAGGCUUGGAGCUGUUAGCUGUCUUCUUUACUUAUAUGUGUGGAUGCAUUUUAAUCUAUACAGACUGGCGGAUGCGCAUGUACAUGUUCACACUAACUUGGGGAGGAGAGAGAGAGAGAGAGAGAGAGAGAGGUUGAUGCUUUUUUUGGGGGGGCUCCUUAAUGGCCACAAGACCCAAAUGAUAUAAUUUCCAUAAACUGACCUGUGUAUA
Nanorana parkeri is the source of this 1739-nucleotide messenger RNA. RefSeq names its product angio associated migratory cell protein (gene AAMP). Gene Ontology annotation, cellular component: cytosol. The record is from RefSeq and is a predicted model, not a curated record. The coding region runs from base 156 to 1472 and encodes 438 amino acids. The transcript is spliced from 13 exons. Gene Ontology annotation, molecular function: protein binding. Lineage: Eukaryota; Metazoa; Chordata; Amphibia; Anura; Dicroglossidae.